Molecule: messenger RNA, 1218 nt
Organism: Ostreococcus tauri
Lineage: Eukaryota; Viridiplantae; Chlorophyta; Mamiellophyceae; Mamiellales; Bathycoccaceae
Product: Arsenite methyltransferase
Exons: 1
Coding region: 1-1218 (405 amino acids)
Molecular function (GO): methyltransferase activity
Source: RefSeq, a predicted model, not a curated record
AUGUCUACCGUGUCUCACGCGCCUGCGCGCGUCGCACGAUGCGUCAGUGAUCGAAAAUCCGCGAAAGAAUCACGAAGAAACAUCAAAACUCGAGCGAAAGCCGACGGUUUGUCCACGCUUCUCGGCGCCACGAUCAUCGCCCCCGGCGGCGACGUCGCGGUUCGCGAGAGCGUCCAAAAGUACUACGGCGAGACGCUGAGCACGAGCGAGGACUUGAAGACGAGCGCGUGCUGCACGCCUGGAGAUCAGAUUCCGCGAGAGGUUCGGGACGCCUUGCGAGACGUCCCGGAUGAGGUCAAGGCGAAGUACUACGGAUGCGGGAGCCCGACGCCGACGGGAAUCGAAGGAUUGCGCGUGUUAGAUCUCGGAAGCGGGAGCGGGCGGGAUUGUUACGUCGCGGCGAGGUUGGUCGGCGCGAACGGGAGCGUGACCGGGGUGGACAUGACGGACGGCCAGCUCGAGGUGGCGAGGAAGUACGCCGAUGAGUACUGCACGAAGACGUUGGGGUACGCCGAGUCGAACAUGAAAUUCGUGAAGGGCACGAUCGAAGACUUGAGGGCCGCGAACGUGGAAGAUGACAGCGUGGACAUGAUCAUCAGUAACUGCGUAAUCAAUCUGAGCCCCGAUAAGCCAGCGGUGCUGCGCGAGGCCUAUCGCGUGCUCGCGAACGGCGGAGAGUUUUAUUUCUCCGACGUGUACUGCGACAGAAGACUUCCGGAUGAUUUGCGCUCGCACGAGGUUUUACUCGGCGAGUGCCUGGGCGGGGCGAUGUACAUCGAGGACUUUAAGCGCCUCUGCGUCGCCACUGGCUUCACCGACCCGCGCGUGCUCGCCGGGCACGAGAUCGAGGUCAGAGAUCCCGCGCUCGCGGAACUUCUCGGCGAGGCCAAAUUUUACUCCAUCACGUACAGACUGUUCAAGCUCCCGCCGGGCGUCCUCGAGACUCUGUGCGAGGAUUACGGCCAAUACGCCGUGUACAACGGCGGCAUCUCCGGUUCACCGAACGCCUACCAGCUCGACGACCACCACAGAUUCGUGAAGAACAAACCCAUGCUCGUGUGCGGAAAUACCGGUUCUAUGGUCGGAGAGACCUGGCUCGGGAAGUACUUCACCCUCGUCGGCGACAGAUCGACGCACUACGGUUUGUUCGACUGCGGCCCGUCUCCCGUCGCCGCGCCCUCCGGUUCGUCCGCCCCCGCCGGCGGUGCGUGCUGCUGA